Messenger RNA from Chelmon rostratus (copperband butterflyfish), 4131 nucleotides. It is a transcript of the gene atosb, whose product is annotated as protein FAM214B. Lineage: Eukaryota; Metazoa; Chordata; Actinopteri; Chaetodontiformes; Chaetodontidae. The transcript is spliced from 11 exons. The coding region runs from base 1097 to 3034 and encodes 645 amino acids. The record is from RefSeq and is a predicted model, not a curated record.
UCAGGCAAAGGUUGAAACAACGAAAACAGCUGCGAGCACAAAAAAGACAGACACAGAGAGGAAGGGACGUGGUCAACCUACUAGCGAGCUAUGUGGCAAGACAGAGUGGGAGGACGAAGCUGAAACUAUCCGAUUCUUUUGCCUAUCAGACAUCCAGCUAAGGUUGCUAACGGCUUUUAGCUUUGAAGUCGGUUUUUGUGCUCCAUAACGUUUAGCUACCUGGAAUCCGACAACGCAGCAGUCAACACGGCAGAGAGAUAACAAAAAGGCCAAACUCCCAGACGACAGGGACGCGUUAGUUCAGGCUGUCCACCUUUUUUGUGAGGAGGAAGGAAGCACAGAGAGGCAACAAACCAGAGAGUCGAAAGAGAGAGACUGACCCAGCCUGACCCAGUGGACAUUAUUAGAGGAGGACAGAAAUGCAAGGCAGCAGAGUCACCCUUCCAGCCACCAGACGAAUUAAUGGAAGGAAGGAGUGAGGCAGAGAGUGAGACAGCGAGAUAAACCCCAUCUUUUCUUAGAGGGGAUUCUGGGUGGAAUGACCCUGUCAUGAUGCCACACUGUGCCACACCCUUUGACCAGGUGACCAAGGAGAGCGUGUCUGGCUAUCAGCCAAUCACAGAAAGAGCCCCAAUACAGCUACUUCAGAUUCCUGUUCAGAAACAUUUCCUCUCAAGAGCCUCGUGCAUCGCUGACGCUCCGCCCCUCUGGUCGUAGCUCCCGUGCCCACCUCCUUCACUCCUGCUUCCUCUGGGGUCCUUACUGUUUCCUGAUUUCCCAACUUGGGAUGUUGGCGUUGUUUCGUGGCAGCUGCCAUGGAGAUAGACAGGUUCCUUUAGUAGGCCAUUUUAGACACAACCUCCAGAUGUUGUGCCAGAUGCAGGUUGUCCACACGGGCAGGAUUAGACAAGGACGGGCACAGAGGUGCUGUGCGGCUCAGCUUCCUGAUUCACACUAUUUGACAACAUCGGAGCAGGAACUAUAGGACUUCCUAUUCCUGUGGAACAUCUUGCUCUGUUUCCUGGCACUUGUGAGGACCUACUUGACUCUGUUGCACAAAACUUAGUCAAGACUCUUAUCCUCCAUCGUAGAAACCAUGCGGCACAUUCACGUGGAGUUAGCCCACAAAAAGGCUCCAUUAGAGCUUCCAGCCCAGGAGGGGGACCUGCCUCCACCCACAGCCCCAACACAGGGCCUAGACCCUGGGGUCAGACCCGGGGCACCCAGGCACUUUGGACAGGAGGAAUUGCGGCUCCAAAAGGUCUAUCAGCUCUCCAUUUUCUCCCAGCUGGGGGGAUUUUCUACCUCCACAGAAUCCCACACUGAUACCCAACAGAGGCCCGUCCGGUUGGGCGUGAAAAGGGGGCUAGAGGAGCCCCAGCUGACUCAUAAGCGCCCCCACCUCGGGGACUCCACAGAUAAGGAGGUGUUGGAGGGAGGAGUGCUAUGUGGGCCAGCCCCAGCUCAAGGUGUUGGGAUGGGGUUAGCGAUGGGCCCCGGCGGGCCUGGUUCUGUAUACUCUUGCACACAGAUGGAGCACAGAGACUCAGAGGGGGGACUGUCACCAAGGUCUCCACCCCUCUCCCCAAGCCACAACCCCUCCCGACGCCCAACUCAGCACAAUCAUGACAGGCCCAUUCCUGAUGUGUUUGCUCCACUCUCACCUAAAUCCCCCCCAAUGUGUGAUCCACACGGUCAUCUUUGUGACCAGGGCCAUUCCAUCGGUGGCUCAGCCAGGACUGAGGCACCCAACGGGGGCCACACACCCACUUACUCACUAGGUAGCCCCGGAAAUGAGAGCUGUAGUAAUGGCUCAUCUGGAGGCCAGCCCAGCCCCUACUUAUAUGAAAUGUCCACAUAUGAGACUCCCAACCCUGCCAGUCCCACCAGCCCUCCAGGCCCUUUCUCCCCCCCACACCACACAGAACUGCAAGAGCCAGGCGAGGCCACCGAAUGGGAAGUUGGACUUGAAUCCUCCCCGCCAGAGCGAAGUGCCACCCAGGCUGCUUCCUCCUCCUCCUCUAAUGGCCUGGCUUCCUGGGAGAAAACUCCGAGCACUAACGGCCACCGUCUCUCCUCUGGAGGCCACUGGCCAGCCAAAAAGAGGCUUCUGUCCCCGAGUGAUACAGGGGAGUCGUGUUCAGAAGACGAGGGACCCUCCACAUCUAAGAGAAGCAGGCUGUCACUGCUGGCUCCAGGACUUGGCCCGGCCUCAUGUCGCAGCACUGAUGCUAAAGCUGCCCCUUACUGGAACCACCUGCUGCCCUCUGCAUGGGACCGGCCUAAGACAGCCGCAGACUGCACAAGAUCAGGGAGACGGGUGAAGAGUGGGCUGCGGCUGAAAAGUCGGCAGCUGCGCAGCGGCAGACACACAGACACCGGCCGCUCCGCACGCUCCAGCUGGCCCUCAUCUUCCAUCAGCAGAUCACUACUCGGCAACUUUGAGGAGUCUAUACUGAAGGGACGAUUCUCCCCAUCAGGCCGGAUCGAAGGCUUCACGGCGGAGAUCGGUGCCAGCGGCUCUUAUUGCCCACAGCACGUCACCCUGCCUGUGCAGGUUACGUACUACGACAUCUCAGAGCACAGUGCGCCCUCACCCUUCCUGGGGGUAAUAUCCCUCGAGCCUCUUGGAAAGAAAGGAUACAGCAUACCCAAAGCAGGGACCAUUCAAGUGACCUUAUUUAACCCCAACAAAACUGUGGUGAAGAUGUUCCUGGUGACCUACAACUUUGGCGACAUGCCCGUCAAUCACAUGACCUUCCUGCGCCACCGCAUCUUCCUGGUGCCUGUAGAGGAGGGGGUUGAAGGGAAAGGCGAGGCGUCUCCAGGGGGCGGAGUGCUAGACAGGAAGAAGAUUCUCUGCUACCUGAUACAUCUCAGAUUCCAGAGCUCCAAAUCUGGGAAGAUCUACUUGCACAAUGAUAUCCGGCUGCUAUUCUCCCGCAAAUCCAUCGAAGUGGACACAGGGAUCCCUUAUGAGCUGAAAUCUUUCACCGAGGUGCCAAGAAACCCUAAAUACUCCCCCCGCGUGUGACCCCAGCUUGACUUCUUUGUCCCCUCCAGUGCUUCCUAAAGAAGGAGGGAGGGAAACGGACAGACUGCUAGAAUGAUGGACACAAAACUUGAUGAGACUUGAUGAGACACGCCACAUGCACACAAGACACAGGUGCACACAUGACACAGCGUCGGUGGCGGUAAAAGCCCUGCUUCUUUACGCAUUUAUUCUCCAUUGAACGUCAAAACCAAAACCACUCUGUCAAACACGCCAUACUUGUAUCUUCCUUUCUCUGAAAAAAAUAGAAGAAAUAUUAGUGUUGGAGCAGCCCAGUAUUCAUGCAGGCAGAAGCAGGACUUUUACACCACGUUCAUCUGUGCAAACACACACACAGCAAAUACUCCACACGUCAACACUUCUGGUGGCGACUCUCUGAGUUCAGUGUUAACAUGCAUGCCUUGUGACUUAAACACCUGAAUUUUCCUCUAGUGCCGUAUCACACUGUCCUUCACUCUGCCUGCAGCUCCAGCCGCCUCAUCGGACCAAACAUCUCCACUUUCAGUUUGACAAAGGCCACAAAACAAGAAGCACAUCCCUGAUUGUGAGGGGAUUAAAAUGAUCACCCUCCCUCCACACUUUUCACACACUUUCUGACCAGCAGAGAGGAGAGGAGCAGAGACACCAACACUAGUGAAAGCGAAGGCUGAAACGUAGUCGGCCAUCUUGAUCGUGGAUGUCUUAUCAUUUAAAAGAAAACACACACUGACAUGAUUUGACCAAACUCAGGACAUCAGUUGAAGAAUACAUUUUUCAUGGUACAUACCACUGUGUUCACUUCAAACCUGGUGGGUCAUACCAUGUCAUAAAAAACAGGGGAAUCCAGUUCAUUUUAUGUAGCCAGACUGAGGGACACUGUGCUGUUUCUUUUUCAUUUUUUUUUUAGAUUCUGUUCAGAACAGUCUGAUGUUGGAGCAGAAAAUGAAAAAAAACAACAAGCUGUAGUAUUUUUAAUUUAUGUUUUCGCAAAUGUCUUAAAAAGCAAUAUGCUGCACAAAGUAGAGUGUGUUUUUCAGCUGGACGAGCUUUCUCUCUGGAGGGGGGAACAGAGAAAGCGGAGAAUUGAGAGUGAGGGAAGA